Messenger RNA from Vigna angularis (adzuki bean), 1222 nucleotides. Its product is annotated as probable pectin methylesterase CGR3. Lineage: Eukaryota; Viridiplantae; Streptophyta; Magnoliopsida; Fabales; Fabaceae. The coding region runs from base 220 to 996 and encodes 258 amino acids. Gene Ontology annotation, molecular function: methyltransferase activity. Gene Ontology annotation, biological process: pectin metabolic process. The transcript is spliced from 7 exons. The record is from RefSeq and is a predicted model, not a curated record.
UUCUUUUCUUUUUCAUCAUUGCCAUUGCCAUUGCGACGAGAAAAAAAAAAUAACACUUUUUAUUUUUGUUAUGAUUCUCUCUUUUCUUUCUGUUUGUAUUGUGUGUAAUCCAGAUCUAGCUUUUGCAGAAUGCAAGUUCUGUAGGAUUGUUUCGUUUAUCGAUUAGUGCAACUAACAUAACGCGUUUGUGCUGUAAGAAGAUUCGAGAAUUGAAAAGUUAUGUCGAGGAGACCGGGAAAUCCUUCUAGAAGGUUCGGUGACAAUGGCGGUGGAUUGUUCUCUUCGAAAUCUAGGUCGCCGCCGGUUUUAUCGAUUGCACUCGUAGUUAUGGGAGGUUUGUUUGUCAUUGGUUAUUUUUACCGGGGCUCAGGUGGAUUAGGCAGCCGUUUAGAUUCUGUUAGCAGGCUUGAAGGUGAUUAUUUGUGCAGUGGAGAGGUCCAACAAGCGAUUCCCAUUUUACAGAAAGCAUAUGGAGAUAGCAUGCAUAAAGUUUUACAUGUGGGUCCUGAUAGUUGCUAUGUGGUCUCGAAAUUGCUGAAGGAGGAGGAAACUGAAGCCUGGGGAAUAGAACCAUAUGAUAUAGAGGAAGCUGAUAGUAGUUGCAAAGCACUUAUCCAUAGAGGCAGUGUGCGUGUGGCUGAUAUCAAGUUUCCUCUUCCUUACAGGCCGAAAUCUUUCUCUCUUGUAAUUGUUUCAGAUGCUCUGGAUUACCUAUCUCCAAGAUACCUCAAUAAAACUCUACCGGAUUUGGUGAGGGUAGCAUCUGAUGGUGUUGUAAUAUUUACUGGUUUUCCUACCACUCAAAAAGCGAAGGUAGCGGAUGUUUCUAAAUUUGGAAGAGCGGCCAAGAUGAGAAGUUCAUCCUGGUGGGUCAAGUUUUUCCUCCAGAUUAACUUAGAGGAGAACGAAGCUGCUUCUAAGAAGUUUGAACAGGCUUCCACCAAGAGUUCGUAUAUUCCAAAAUGCCAAAUAUUCCACUUGAAUUCACUUCAUUGAUGAAUGGGAUGGUACAGCAUUGGAGAUCUCUUAAUGUUGCUUCUCUGUUUUCAUUUGAAACAAUUCCUUCUAUAAAAGUAAUUUAAUUCUUUAAAAUAUACUCGCCUUAGACGGAGUGCAUCAAUUCCAUUGAUAGAUUUUUAUUCUUUGAAUUCCAGCCCCUGGCUGCAAAAGACAAUCAAGUUAGUAUUUAACUAAAUUAUUAGUUGAGUUAGGCUAUCUAUAA